GAACUACCUCAUAUAUUUGAGCUACGUACGCACUUUUUUGGAACUAAAAUUGACUUUUGAAAAACGUCAUUCGUAUAUUUUGACGGAUUCCUGCUGACGCCCCUGUUUUGAAGAUUUUUAUAAUGUCCGAAGCAACAUCUAAAGGUAUGAAGGUUAAUUAUAGUCAUGCUGCAACGUAUGAGAAGAACUCCGUUAAUUUUAAGACGCAAAUUAUCUUGGAAAAAAUUUUCAGAAAAGGAAACUGAAAAGUCUGGAAAUAAGCAGAGUAAAGGUGAAAAUGCCGAGGCAGGAGCUUCUGAUAGUACAUCUGGAAUGAGUGUAAAUGCUUUGAGGAGGUAUUUAGAAGAAAAAUUGGGUUUUUAUGAUGAUGACGAUGUAGAGAAACCUUCAGUUGAGAAAGUUAAGGUACUGGAUGAAGUGUCUCUAGACGGAAUUGUAAAAUAUAUUAAAGAAAAACAGUGUAAAAACAUAAUAACUAUGGCAGGGGCUGGAAUAUCGACUUCUGCUGGUAUUCCCGAUUUUCGUUCUCCAGGUACAGGUUUGUACCACAACCUACAGAAGUACAAAUUACCCCACCCACAGGCAAUUUUUGAACUGGAUUUUUUCGUGGAAAAUCCAAAACCAUUUUUUGUUCUUGCUAAAGAGCUUUACCCAGGUUGUUUUAAGCCAACUGUGUGUCACUAUUUUAUUAAAAGUUUGAUCGACAAGGGGCUUCUGUUAAGGCAUUACACACAGAAUAUUGAUACUUUGGAAAGAGUGGCUGGUAUAACCGAUGAUAAGAUUGUCGAGGCUCAUGGUACCUUCCAUACAGGACAUUGUCUUGGUUGCAGGAAGUUAUACAAUCAAGAAUGGAUGAAAGAAAGGAUAUUUAAAGAUGAAAUACCUACAUGUGAAAUAUGUCCAGGGAUUGUAAAACCAGACAUAGUCUUUUUUGGCGAAAAUCUACCUGAGAAAUUUCACAAUUUAACAAACAAGGAUUUUGCAAAAUGCGACUUGUUAAUUAUAUUGGGAUCUUCUUUGGUUGUUCAACCUUUUGCCUCUUUAGUAGACAGGGUUAAAGAUGGAGUGCCGAGACUUCUCAUCAACAGAGAAAAAGCCGGCGAGCAAAGCAAACUGAUGGCUCUGAUGGGCAUGGGCGGGGGGCUACAAUUCGACGCCGAAGACAACGCUAGAGAUGUCGCGUGGCUGGGCGACUGCGACGAGGGCUGCCUGGAAUUGGCCGACAAAAUGGGCUGGGGCGACGAAUUGCGCGAGCUGUGCAAGAAGGAACACGAAAGGAUCGAAAAAGAAACCGACAAGGAAGAUAAGAGUGAGAGCGACGAAAAAGAAGAAGCAGACAGUGAGAUUAAAAAGGAAGACUGAGUUUUCUAGUAUGGUGUUAUUUUAUUUUGAUAUAAAAGGAAGACAUGUACAUUGUUUAAAAUUGUUAAAAUUAAAAACUUUUAUUCUUAACAAAUAAAUACAUUAAAUAAAGCUUUAGUAACUUCUUCCAAACAAAGUGUAGGCUUUUGGUUUUCUUGUGCAAGCUGGGUGGAUACAUUUGUCGGUUGGUUUGAUUGCUGUUGGUUGUUCCAAAGGAAUACACAGCGAUUUUGCACCCAUUGAAGGGGCAGCUGAAUCAGC
Molecule: messenger RNA, 1623 nt
Organism: Brassicogethes aeneus
Lineage: Eukaryota; Metazoa; Arthropoda; Insecta; Coleoptera; Nitidulidae
Source: the annotation of a GenBank genome assembly